UCCGAGCCGCUCUCAUGGCGGUGGCCAGGAAGAUCAAAACUUUGCUGACGGUCAACAUCCUGGUGUUCGUGGGCAUCAUCCUCUUCUCGGUGUACUGCCGCCUGCAGGACCGUUCUGAGGCACUGGUGCAGGUCGUGCGAGGCGCCGACCGCCGGAUGCGCAAUCGGCUCUCCAAGGCGAGUGCUCUGGCUGACCGCGAGGCCAUCCUGCAGCGCCUGGACCAUCUGGAGGAGGUGGUCUACAACCAGCUGAAUGGCCUUGCAAAGCCCAUUGGGCUGGUGGAGGGACCGGGUGGCCUGGGCCAGGGAGGAGUGGCGGCCACUCUGCAGGAUGAUAGCCAAGAGACCGAGGGCAAGUUCGAGGAGUUUGGGUACAAUGCACAGCUCAGUGACCGCAUCUCCCUGGAUAGGAGCAUCCCCGACUACAGGCCCAAGAGGUGCAAACAGAUAACGUAUUCUGAAGACCUUCCCCAGAUCUCCGUGGUCUUCAUCUUUGUCAACGAGGCACUUUCAGUCAUCCUGCGCUCUGUGCACAGCGUGAUCAACCACACUCCCUCCCAGCUCCUGAAGGAAGUCAUCUUGGUGGAUGACAACAGCGACAAUGCGGAACUCAAGUUCAAUCUGGACCAGUAUGUCCACAAAAGGUACCCAGGCCUGGUGAAGGUCGUGCGCAACAGCCGUCGGGAAGGUCUGAUCCGUGCCCGGCUGCAGGGAUGGAAGGUGGCCACAGCUCCCAUUGUUGGCUUUUUUGAUGCCCACGUGGAGUUCAACACUGGCUGGGCCGAGCCCGCCCUUGCGCGGAUCCAGGAGGACCGCCGGCGCAUCAUCCUGCCAGCCAUUGACAACAUCAAGUACAGCACAUUCGAGGUACAGCAGUAUGCCAGCGCUGCCCACGGCUACAACUGGGGCCUGUGGUGCAUGUACAUCAUUCCUCCGCAGGACUGGCUGGACCGAGGCGACGAGGCAGCGCCCAUCAGGACACCCGCCAUGAUUGGCUGCUCAUUUGUGGUGGACCGGGAGUACUUCAGGGACAUUGGCCUGCUGGACCCAGGCAUGGAGGUGUACGGCGCAGAGAACAUUGAGCUGGGGAUGCGGGUGUGGCAGUGUGGCGGCAGCAUGGAGGUACUCCCCUGCUCCCGUGUGGCCCAUAUCGAGCGUACCAAGAAGCCAUACAACAACGACAUUGACUACUAUGCCAAGCGAAAUGCACUGAGAGCUGCGGAGGUGUGGAUGGAUGAUUUCAAGUCCCACGUGUACAUGGCGUGGAACAUCCCCAUGACAAACCCAGGAGUGGACUUCGGGGAUGUGUCUGAGAGGUUGGCCCUGCGCCAGAGGUUGAAAUGCCGCAGCUUUAAAUGGUACCUGGAGAACGUGUACCCUGAGAUGAGGAUCUACAACAACACCCUCACGUACGGAGAGGUGAGAAACAGCAAAGCCAGUGGCUACUGCCUGGACCAGGGGGCAGAAGACGAUGACCGAGCCAUCCUCUAUCCCUGCCACGGCAUGUCCUCACAGCUGGUGCGUUACAAUGCUGAUGGCCUCCUGCAGCUGGGACCCCUGGGCUCUACAGCCUUUCUGCCAGACUCCAAGUGCCUGGUAGAUGAUGGCCGGGGACGCAUGCCCACCCUGAAGAAGUGUGAGGAUGUAGCCAGGCCUACGCAGAGGCUAUGGGACUUCACCCAGAGUGGCCCCAUCGUGAGCCGAGACACAGGUCGGUGUCUGGAGGUAGAGAUGUCUAAAGACGCCAACUUUGGGCUUCGGUUAGUGGUACAGCGCUGCUCGGGGCAGAAGUGGAUGAUCCGGAACUGGAUCAAACAUACCAGGCACUGACCUCUGCCCCCACCCCACCACCACACACUCCGGCCCUUGGAUGCUUGACGGCUGCAAGAGUCAGGUCCUGGACUGGAGCCAGGAUGGGAACUUCUCUCCCACUCCCACAGACCCAAAGCAAUGUGGGCCCUGCACACCUCAGGGCUGGGCCCUGUCACCUGGGACAGCAG
Meriones unguiculatus (Mongolian gerbil) is the source of this 1999-nucleotide messenger RNA. It is a transcript of the gene Galnt9, whose product is annotated as polypeptide N-acetylgalactosaminyltransferase 9. Gene Ontology annotation, cellular component: Golgi apparatus. Bases 15 to 1829 code for a protein of 604 amino acids. The record is from RefSeq and is a predicted model, not a curated record. The transcript is spliced from 11 exons. NCBI's taxonomy places the organism in Eukaryota, Metazoa, Chordata, Mammalia, Rodentia, Muridae.